CCCACUACCUCCCUCCCUCCCUCCCUCCCUCUCUCUCUCUCUAGAGAAAUCAGCAUUCCGGCGACCCUUCCGAUCAGUUUCUGCAAACCGUUAAACUGGAGCAAUGGAAAGAGAAUGAGGAACUACCGGCGCCGAUCAUCAUGUCGGUUUCCUGCUCCGAUAGCUACUUCCGCGACUCUGACCUUCUUUGCUGCGAGGGUACAUCUGGAAUCUUGUCCGGAGAGUCGCCGGAAUGCUCUUCCGACCUUGAUUCCUCGCCAUCGCCAGUAUUGCUGGAGGAGUCGAUAGCCGAAUUCAUCGAAGAGGAGCGCAACUUCGUCCCUGGAUUUGACUACUUCUCCAGAUUUCAAUCUCACUCGCCCGACGCCUCCGCCAGAGAAGAAUCCGUUGCAUGGAUUCUCAAGGUGCAAGCAUACUAUGGCUUUCAGCCGUUGACUGUGUAUCUUGCCGUCAACUAUUUGGACCGGUUUUUGGAUUCUCGGCAGUUGCCUCUAACGGAUGGGUGGCCGAUGCAACUUUUAUCUGUUGCUUGUUUGUCAUUAGCUGCAAAAAUGGAGGAACCUUUAGUUCCGUCCCUUUUGGGUUUUCAGGUAGAAGGUGCCAAAUAUAUAUUUGAGCCAAGAACAAUUCGUCGGAUGGAACUACUUGUUCUGAGUGUUUUGGAUUGGAGGCUACGAUCAAUCACACCAUUCAGUUUCAUCGAUUUCUUUGCUUGCAAACUCGAUCCAACGGGAACUUUUACUGGCUUGCUCAUCUCGCGGGCUACAGAAAUAAUCUUAUCUAAUAUCCAAGAGGCUAGCUUUCUUGCCUAUCGGCCAUCAUGUAUUGCUGUCGCGGCCAUACUUUGUGCUGCUAAUGAAAUUCCUAAUUGGUCUCUUGUUAAGCCUGAGCAUGCUGAGUCAUGGUGUGAGGGACUGAUAAAAGAGAAAAUCACAGGUUGCUACCAGUUGAUCCAAGAACUUGUGAUUGACAAUAACAGGAGGAAGGUCCCUAAAGUCUUACCACAGUUGCGAGUAACGAUUCAACCCAGAGUGAGUUCCAGUAUUUUAUCAUUGUCUGCUUCAUCGUCUUCCUCCUCUUCCUCGUCGCCUUGUAAAAGGAGGAAAAUAAAUAACUGCUUGUGGGUGGAUGAUGACAAAGGAAACUCCCAGUGAAUAAGAUGAGACAGGAAGAAUAAGGAUGGGUAGAAAAAUUAUGGUGGUCCAUGUUGCCUAGAAACCUCAGCAUUUUUUUAGAGAGGGUUUUGAGAUUAAAAAUUGACUAAAGUAAUGGUGUAGAUUAUAGUAUAUAUACAUAUCUUGUAUGUAUCAGAGUUUGGUGAGUUUGAAAAGUUUUUUUAUUAUCUUUCUUUUUGGUGGGUAUGGCCAUUCAUUAAUGGCUUUGCAGUUUCCCAAGGGGGUGGGAUCUGUGACUCACAGAGAGGUAGAGAUAUGCACUUAAUGGUUUGGUCAUGUAAGUGUGGAAUGAACAUGAAAGGAGCGUGGGGAUUGAUGAUUGAAUUCAAAGGUGGCAUUGAUUUUUGGUGAAAGGGAAGGGGCUUGGUGGGGCAGUGCUCUAGAGAGCCUUUGAAGAAAAAGCAGAGAGAGCUUAAAAAGAUCAAUGGGGUUGGCAAAACAUGGGAGAUUGUAACUUUGAAGUUUGAGCUGUUAUUGGCCAAAAAUAUAUCAUAUCUACACAAGUCAAGCUUCUCAUCCUGGCCAGCCAGCAUUAUAGCCUUCAACUUCAACAUGCGCGUUUCUUUGAUAUGGAAUACCCCAAAGUUCAACAUCAAAAAUGCAAAAAGGAUGCUCCUCUCUCUUCAUUUUGUGGACUUCUCUUUCUGUUGCCUUAUCUAUGCAGAGUUCCAGACGCUCUAGGUGCGUACGUGGCAUGCACCUGUGCUUGCGUGAUAUUGUCUUCUUCUUGUUUUUUUUUUUAAAUUAAAUUUCACGGAGGAGAAAUAUGGCUUUCUUCUUCUUUUUUGUUCCUUUUUUUUGGGGGGGCUUCGAGAGCUUCAGCCUAACUAUACCUACAGGACUCCAUUGUGUGGCGUCCCGCGUCUGAGCUUGUGAUGGAGAAACACGCCUCUACAGGUUUAAUUUUUGGCAUUUUUUUAUUUGUUUUUCCAGAGAGGGCAGAUAGAGAGAGCCCUCUUUUCUCAUAGCCUAAUUGGCUGAAACAAAAAAUUGAAUUGGUCUUUGGGGCCUUUUCAUGUGUGCUGUGUAUGUAUUUAAUUAAUUAAUAAUAAUUUACUCACAUAAUUCAUAUAUAGAAUAUUUACUUCA
Messenger RNA from Prosopis cineraria, 2264 nucleotides. RefSeq names its product cyclin-D1-1. The record is from RefSeq and is a predicted model, not a curated record. NCBI's taxonomy places the organism in Eukaryota, Viridiplantae, Streptophyta, Magnoliopsida, Fabales, Fabaceae. Gene Ontology annotation, cellular component: cyclin-dependent protein kinase holoenzyme complex; nucleus; cytoplasm. The transcript is spliced from 6 exons. Gene Ontology annotation, biological process: mitotic cell cycle phase transition; regulation of cyclin-dependent protein serine/threonine kinase activity. The coding region runs from base 141 to 1154 and encodes 337 amino acids. Gene Ontology annotation, molecular function: cyclin-dependent protein serine/threonine kinase regulator activity.